CAGCGGAUUCGUAUCACUAAGUUGAACAAUUUCAUAUUCACUUUGCAAAUUAUCUCCGGUUUCGAUUUCUGUUUAGUCGGCGUUUUUGUUCAGAUUCAGUCCACUCCUCCGUAUCUUGCCGUCUCUGAAGAUUUUAUUCCGAUCGAAUAAAAGAAGAUGGGGGGUGGAUUUCGAGUUCUUCACUUGGUCAGACCGUUUCUUUCGUUCCUCCCAGAAGUUCAGAGCGCUGACAGGAAAGUUCCAUUCAGAGAGAAGGUUAUUUAUACAGUGAUUUCGCUUUUCAUUUUCUUGGUUUGUAGCCAACUACCUCUGUAUGGCAUACACUCCACAACGGGAGCAGAUCCGUUUUAUUGGAUGCGUGUGAUUCUUGCUUCAAAUCGUGGCACUGUCAUGGAACUUGGAAUAACCCCCAUUGUCACAUCUGGGAUGGUGAUGCAGCUCUUAGUUGGGUCUAAGAUCAUUGAAGUUGACAACAAUGUGAGAGAGGACCGCGCACUCUUAAAUGGGGCACAAAAAUUGCUCGGUAUACUCAUAGCAAUUGGGGAGGCGGUUGCUUAUGUUCUCUCUGGCAUGUACGGCAGUGUUGAUCAACUUGGAGUGGGCAAUGCCAUUCUUAUUAUUGUUCAGCUCUGUUUUGCUGGUAUCAUCGUCAUUUGUUUAGAUGAGCUUCUUCAGAAAGGAUAUGGCCUAGGCUCUGGAAUUUCCCUCUUUAUAGCUACCAAUAUCUGUGAGAACAUUAUUUGGAAAGCAUUUAGUCCCACUACAAUCAAUAGUGGACGAGGAGCUGAAUUUGAAGGAGCUGUUAUUGCUCUAUUUCAUCUGCUGAUAGCUCGGUCAGACAAAGUUAGAGCACUUCGUGAGCCAUUUUACCGACAAAAUCUUCCCAAUGUCACAAAUCUGCUUGCAACAGUUUUUAUCUUUUUAAUUGUGAUCUACGUCCAAGGAUUCCGGGUGGUUUUGCCUGUGAGGUCAAAGAAUGCCCGCGGACAACAAGGUUCAUACCCAAUCAAGCUGUUCUACACUUCCAACAUGCCAAUCAUUCUACAAUCUGCACUUGUAUCAAAUGUUUAUUUCAUCUCUCAGUUGCUGUACAGGAAGUAUGGUGGAAACUUUCUCGUGAAUCUUUUGGGUAUAUGGAAAGAAUCUGAGUACUCAUCUGGUCAAUCUGUUCCCGUGGGUGGUCUUGCCUAUUAUAUAACUGCACCAUCGAGCUUGGCUGAUAUGGCAGCCAAUCCUUUCCAUGCCCUGUUCUAUCUUAUUUUUAUGCUGUCUGCAUGUGCUCUUUUCUCAAAAACUUGGAUUGAAGUAUCAGGAUCUUCUGCUCGAGAUGUUGCUAAGCAGCUUAAGGAACAACAAAUGGUGAUGCCUGGUCACCGCGAAUCGAACCUUCAAAAAGAGUUGAACCGCUACAUACCGACUGCAGCAGCAUUUGGAGGCAUCUGCAUUGGUGCACUCACCGUGUUGGCUGAUUUUAUGGGCGCAAUUGGUUCAGGAACAGGAAUUCUUCUUGCAGUCACAAUCAUUUACCAGUAUUUCGAAACUUUUGAAAAGGAAAAAGCCAGCGAGCUUGGCCUUUUUGGCUUCUAGCCAUCUUCUUGCACUUAAAAGAUUGAGGAUGGAUGGAUGGAUGGAGAUCUCUGGUUAAAUGUCAAAGCGCCGUUGCACCGGGCUGGAGCGCCGUGUUUGAUCUCACAUCCACUUGAACUACUGUGUAUUUUCUUGAUAUCAAUUCAGCUCCAUGGUGGGUCAAAGCUUACUGGGAACCUGCUCUGGAUGAUGUAGAAGGUUAAAGUAGGAUGCUGAGUUAGCUUUGCUUGUAGAUGAACUUAGUAUAUUCUGUUCAGCUUCACUCUAAAUUCUAAUCUUAGAAGAUAGGCACCACCCUGUAAAUGAGCUGUACUGGAAAAUUUAAAAUUUUGCACCUUUGAAAUGAUACUUAUGGUUGAACAAUCCUUGCCUUUACACCAA
This is a messenger RNA of Momordica charantia (bitter melon), 1968 nucleotides long. RefSeq lists its product as uncharacterized. Gene Ontology annotation, biological process: protein transport. Gene Ontology annotation, cellular component: membrane. The record is from RefSeq and is a predicted model, not a curated record. NCBI's taxonomy places the organism in Eukaryota, Viridiplantae, Streptophyta, Magnoliopsida, Cucurbitales, Cucurbitaceae.